UCCGGUUUUCACUACACCCCACGCGACAAGUUGCUGUUGCCGGUACAAAAACAAUUUUUUCGACAUUUAUUUUUAACGAAUGUUUUAAAAUGAUUGGAAAAGCAAGAUUUAUGACACGUAGUUUAGGAAUUAUUCGGAAUUCUGUAGCUCAUCCAGAUGUUUUCCCAUCAUCUUCAUCAUUCAUUCCGUUAUAUCCUCUUCAAGUGCGACAAAGGUCUACUACGCCAUUAAAUACAAUAAUAAUGUUUGUGCCACAGCAAGAGGCUUGGAUUGUAGAAAGAAUGGGAAAAUUUCAUAGAAUUCUAGAGCCUGGUUUUAAUAUGUUAGUUCCCAUUAUUGAUAAAAUAAAAUAUGUCCAGAGCUUGAAAGAAAUUGCUAUCGAUGUACCGAAGCAGAGUGCAAUUACAGCAGAUAAUGUUACUCUGGAUAUUGAUGGUGUUUUAUAUCUUAGAAUAAAUGAUCCUUAUUUGACAUCUUAUGGAGUUGAAGAUCCUGAAUUUGCUAUAAUACAGCUCGCGCAAACUACAAUGAGAUCUGAAUUAGGAAAAAUUUCUUUAGAUAACGUCUUUAGAGAAAGAGAAGGUCUUAAUGUUAACAUUGUUGCCAGUAUAAAUAAAGCUAGUGAGGUUUGGGGGAUUACUUGUCUUCGAUAUGAAAUUCGUGAUAUAAGAUUACCAACGAGAGUUCAAGAAGCAAUGCAAAUGCAAGUGGAAGCUGAACGUCGAAAGCGAGCAGCAAUUUUAGAAUCUGAAGGUAUUAGAACUGCAGAUAUCAAUGUUGCUGAGGGUAAAAGACAGUCUAGAAUUCUUGCAUCAGAGGCUGAGAAACAGGAGCAAAUAAAUAAAGCAAGUGGAGAAGCUGCUGCACUUUUGGCAGUUGCCGAAGCUCGUGCUAAGAGUCUUCAAAUGGUUGCAAAUGCUUUAAGUUUACAAGAUGGUAAAGAUGCAGCUUCAUUGAGUAUUGCUGAACAAUAUGUUCGAGCAUUCAAUAAAUUAGCAAAAACAAGUAAUACAUUAAUAAUUCCAAGUAAUGUAUCUGAUAUCUCCGGUGUUGUGACUCAAGCAAUGUCAAUAUAUAAACAUAUUCUUCCUUCACGAAAAAAUCAAUCCCAAUUACACAAUCAAACUAAAUUUGAUGAAAAUAAUGAAACUGAUGAAGUAUAUGAAUAUUACAGCGAUAAAGAAGAAGCUGAAAAACAUAAAGAAAUAAAAUCACAAUCUUCAAAAUUACUUUAGAGCAGUAAUAUGAUUAAUAAAUUUUAAUUUAAAUCAUUAA
Messenger RNA from Chelonus insularis, 1275 nucleotides. It is a transcript of the gene Stoml2, whose product is annotated as stomatin like 2. The transcript has 4 exons. The record is from RefSeq and is a predicted model, not a curated record. Gene Ontology annotation, cellular component: membrane; mitochondrion. The coding region runs from base 90 to 1235 and encodes 381 amino acids. NCBI's taxonomy places the organism in Eukaryota, Metazoa, Arthropoda, Insecta, Hymenoptera, Braconidae. Gene Ontology annotation, biological process: mitochondrion organization.